AAUAUUUUAAAAUAAUAAUGAAAAAACACUGAAUUUAAUGUGUUUUUAAACUUCUCCAGACCUGCGGGCGGUGCUGCAGGAGUUAGCGGGGCUCUGUGAGAGGGUCAGCCGGGGGAGGAGCGCUUCACGGCGGUUGUUUGGCAACAAACUCCUCGGCGUCUAACGCUAAAGUCUGCGGGAGUGUGUGUGAGUGUUAGCUAACUAUGCUAAGCUAAACUAUGCUAAGCUAAGCUGAGCUGAGGUAAAUGUUAGUCAGUAAGAUAACCAAGCUAAGCUAAGCUAACGGCAGCAGCUGCUGCUUUCUCCGUUUUACCACAGUUAGCUAACUAGCUUAGCGAGUGUUUUAAUGACAUUUCUCCACAUUUGGAGGUUCGCCACCCAUUUUUAUCGUUAGUUAACGUUAUUAUUUAAUAGUUAAUUAGCUAGAUAGCUAGCUUCACCUGCUAAACUUGAAGAAUGAACGUCCCGAAAAGCGGCUACCGGGUUUUCUCCGCCAACUCUACCCCUGCCUGCACCGAACUUGCCAAGAAAAUCACAGAGCGCCUUGGAGUGGAGCUGGGGAAAUCUGUGGUCUACCAGGAGGCUAACACAGAAACCAGAGUCGAUGUCAAAGAGUCCGUCAGAGGCCAAUCCAUCUUCAUCAUCCAAACAAUUCCCAGAGAUGUGAACACAGCUAUCAUGGAGAUGCUGGUCAUGGCGUAUGCACUUAAAACCUCCUGUGCCAAAAACAUUAUCGGAGUUAUCCCAUACUUCCCUUACAGUAAACAGUGCAAGAUGAGGAAGAGAGGAUCCAUCGUGUGUAAACUUCUGGCGUCCAUGCUGGCCAAAGCAGGUUUGUCUCACAUCAUCACCAUGGACCUCCAUCAGAAGGAGAUCCAGGGGUUCUUCAGCUUCCCCGUGGAUAAUCUGCGCGCCUCCCCGUUCCUCCUACAGUACAUCCAAGAAGAGAUCCCCGACUACAGAAAUGCCAUUAUUGUUGCCAAGUCCCCUUCUGCUGCAAAGAGGGCUCAGUCGUACGCUGAGCGGUUGCGUUUGGGUCUGGCUGUAAUUCAUGGGGAGGCGCAGUGCUCUGAAUCCGACAUGGCCGACGGACGCCACUCCCCUCCCUGCGUCCGCAACACCAGCGGCCACCCCGGACUGGAGCUGCCAUGCAAGCAACAAGCUCCGUUCCCAGGCAUAGAGCUCCCAAUAAUGAUGGCCAAGGAGAAACCGCCCAUCACCGUGGUGGGAGACGUGGGAGGACGCAUCGCCAUCAUUAUCGAUGACAUCAUUGAUGACGUGGAGGAUUUUGUAGCAGCAGCGGAGAUCCUGAAGGAGAGAGGAGCGUAUAAGAUCUAUAUCAUGGCGACUCACGGCCUGCUGUCUGCUGACGCCCCGCGCCUCAUCGAGGAGUCCGCCAUCGACGAAGUGGUAGUGACCAACACCGUUCCUCACGAGGUGCAGAAGCUGCAGUGCCCGAAGAUCAAGACCGUGGACGUCAGCAUGAUCCUGGCCGAAGCGAUACGCCGCAUCCACAACGGCGAGUCCAUGGCCUACCUGUUCCGCAACAUCACUGUAGAUGAUUAGAGGACAGGUGGAGGUGAGGCUCCUCCCACUGUGAACCUUCUAACAGUGCCAAGUGUUUCUAAUAACACACCUUAAACCAGUUCAACAGUACAACAGUAAAAGUAGAAAAGCUUCAGGCCUAAAGCCAAUUUUACCCCAUUUACUCUUCUGCAGUCCCCAGUUUAUCUGCACUGCUUCCAAUGAGUGAGUUUACCUGCACUUCAUAAUCAUUUUAUAUUAUCUGAUUAUAAUCAGAUUACUGCUGUUAUCUCAUUAUUCAAGUUCAUUUAAACAUGUUAAUACUUAAAACUCAGAUUUUCUAAAAAUCUGAUUAAUAUCUGACUUUCAAUGUAAACUGUGACUGUUCCGAUUAUCUGAUUACCCAAGUUCAUGGAAAUGCAUUAACCGUAUUACUGUCUCAGAUGUUAUGUAGUAAUCAGAUUAUAAAAUGUUGCCAAAUAUCGGUAGAAUACAGACACAACACCAGUGUUCCACAGUAAUCUGAUUAUGAAAACGUGUUGAUCGAAUUUCUGACCGUAUUAACUUUGGUAUUAACUUUAAAAUCUGAUUAUCUUCUAUUAUCUGAUUAUAGAAGUUCAUGGUAAUGUUGUUCUGCAGUAAUCAGGUUAUAAAAAAAAGCAUAUAAACAUGUUAAUUGGAUUACAGACAGACAAUCUGAUUACUGCCUGACUCAUGUAAACAAUGAGUUUUCACGUUAUCUGAUUACCCAUGUUCAUGUAAAUGUGUUGAUUGGAUUUUUGCCCAUAUUAACUUUGACGUUUAACUUAAAUCUGAUUAUCUUCCAUUCUCUGAUUAUUGAUGUUCAUGUAGAUGUGUUGACACAGAUUGGCACAGAUUUGGAGUUGUGUGUGAACACCUUGAUCAGAUUAUUGACCGUAUUAACUUUAACAGUUUAGAAAAUCUGUUGUUCUACAGUAAUCAGAUUAUAAAAAAGCAUGUAAACAUGUUGAUUGGAUUACUGACAAAAUUGGAUGUUCUGAAAAUCUGAUUACUGUCCUGACUCAUGUUAUCUGAUUAUUGAUAUCCAUGUAAAUGUGUUGAACCGAUUACUGACGGUAUUAACUUCGAUAAAAUCUGAUUAUAUUGUUGGCUGAGUGCGUUAAUCGUAUUUCUGACGGACUCUGAUGAUAAAUUCUGCAGUAAUCAGAUUUUGAAGUGCAGGAAAACGCUCUGAUUGGCUGCAGCUGUACCUCCUGUAUGUCGUUCGAUUGCGUUCGUGUAUUUGAUUGUAGGCUGCACCGGCUCCUCUGUAUUUACCUGCUUAAAUAGAAUUCAGAAUCACAACAUUUCUAUACGAAGCACAUGAAGGAGUUUAAACACGCUGAGUUAUUCAUACUUUACUCAGCUUUAUUAACAUUAAUAAUCUAAUAAUCUAAUCCUCAAAUGAAGGAUCAGAUCAUCCUGUGUGUGAGCUCUAUAAAUAUUAAUAUGAAUAUAAAUAUAUAUGUUGUGUCUGUCCCGUCCCGUCAGUUGUUGCGCGUCAUCUGUUCGAUGUGUUAGAGUGUAUUUGCCAUUAAAAUUUUGAAACAGAUAAUUAAAAAUAUAUAUAUUUGCCACUAAAUUAGAUGCUUGUAGUGGAGGUGGGCAAUAAUGACAAAUAUAGGAUUAGAAUUAGAUUUAGGAUUGGUUCACACUGUGGUUUUGAUCUGUCACGAUAAAAUAUAUAUUAUUAUGAUAAACUAAUAUUAAUGUCAUGUUAAGACCAUUUAAAUGCUACUUAUAAUUACAAUAGUAGAGCAUAACAAAGCAAUUAUGCCCUUAUAAAUACAGCAAAUAUAGGUGAACAAACAUACAAAUAAACACAACAGAAGGAUAGAUAUCGCGAUUAUCAAAUAUUACUAAGGUAAUGUCUAUAUAUUGUACGAUAAAUCGAUAAUGUAAUUAUCGUGACAGGCCUAAGUAUAGUACAACGGGCAAAAAUGACAGACUAAAUCUGAUUUUUUUUCAUUUACUUUGAACAGAACAAAAAAAAAAAUCCUUUUAGCAUCAUAUGUAUAUAUAGAGGUAGUUUAUACAACCUGUAGUGUGUUCAUUAAGCAAUAAUUUGUACAUUUCUUGCUCAAUCUAACAUUUCCGUGAAUACACCCCCAAAAAUGAAGACACGCAAAAGAAUAUCCAUUAAAUGCACAUUUAUUUCCAGUUGCUUAAAUUUUAUUGGUAAGAUCAUUGUUAAAUAAAGAAUAAUAAGAGAUAAAAAAGUUAAUAAGUCUCAAAUGUGUGCAAUUACCAUAUAUACUCUAAAAGCCUGUAUUGUGUUUUCUCUGUGAGACUCAGACCAUGCAGAAAUUAUAUUGUAAAAACAAGAUCUAUCUCUGUCCUGGUGCCCACCUCUAUCUCGCGAGCAUGUCCAGCAAAAAAGUAAACCGACCCCUGCACUAGUGAAUGCUCACGCCUGCCUCUAAAUCGAGACUCGUUUCUUUAUUAACCCUUUAUUAAACCAAAGUGAGGUAAAAACCUGUGAAUUUAACAUCAGACAUUAAUAGUCGCGUGGUGUGGGCUGGCUUUGUGUUCAAUGUCUACAAUAUUUAUUUAAUUAUACAAACCAUAAUUAUCUAGUGAUGCUCCUUAAGAUAUGCCACCAUGCCUGAUCACAGUAAAAUAAAGGGAAAACGAAGGUUGUGUUCAGACUGCCAGAUUAAAUCAGAUUUUUGGCGUAAAUAGAUUGUUUGCAUAUAGAUUUUUGUUAGUCUGGACAGUCAAAAGCCACUUGAAAUCCAAAUUUUGGCGUGUCUAGAUUGUAUCCAGAGCAUGAAAUCCGAUUUAAGCUACGUUUUAAGGUUGUUUGAAAUGCGAAUAAAAUCAGAAUUGUAUAGAUGCGCAUCAGCUUGGAUGAUCAGAUCGGAUUUCAGUGUCUUUUUUUCAGUAAGAUACCACAGCAACCCACACAGAUACCACAGUAUACCACACUAUAGAUACCACAGCAGCCCUUACUGUAGAUACCACAGCAUCCCACACUAUAGAUAUCACAGCAACCCAUACAACAGAUACCACAGCAACCCAUACUACAGAGACCACAGCAACCCAUACUACAGAGACCACAGCAACCCAUACUACAGAGACCACAGCAACCCACACUAUAGAUACCACAGCAACCCAUUCUAUAGAUACCACAGCAACUUACCACAGAAACCACAUCAACCCAUACCACAUCAACCCAUACUACAGAUACCACAUCAACCCAUACUACAGAUACCACAGCAACCUACAUAGAUACCACAUCAACCCACACAGGUACCACAGCAACCCAUACUAGAGCUACCACAGCAACCCACACAGAUACUGCAGCCACUCUCAUACAUAUACAACAGUAACCCACACAGAUACUACAGGAACCACCAUACAGAUACCAGAGCAACCCACAAAGACACCGCAGAAACCAACGAGAUACCACAGCAAACCCACAAAGACACCACAGACACCAACAAGAUACCACAGCAACCCAUACACAGAUACCACAUCAACCCAUAUUAUAGAUACCCACGACCCAUACUAUAGACAGCACAGGGACCCACACAGACACUACAGCAACCAUCAUACAGAUACCACAGCGACCCACACAGAUACUACAGAAACAUAUAAAGAUGCUCUUGUGUUGUCUGGACACACAAAUCCGAUCUGAUCCGUGUAAACAGUGCAAUUAGUCUGAUCUGAGAAACAAAUCUGAUUUGUUCGCAGUCUGAACACAGCCUUUAAACUUGCUUUAAAAUCUCACGUUAAGUUUAUUUAAUCACUAGUACUAUUAAUUAAUAACUGUGUGAAUCCGAGCGUUUCCCCCGCAGUGUUCCCUCGUCCUGCUGCUGAAGUCCCUCUCUGUUCCUACCGCAGUGUCCCUCACCGUGUCCCCGUCCUGGCAUCCCCGUCCCCGUCCUCGCGUCCCUGUCCUUGCGUCCCCGUUUAUAACCCGUCGUUUCCGCUGGUGGACGUCCGUGGUUCACGUGGUUCAGUCCGACACUUGCGCGCCCGGCGCGUGAGUUGCUCCAGUGUCUCUAUGAGAGCGAUGGUGGUUGCUGUGGCAACCGUACUCAAAGCUGUAUUUGUUCCUAUUAUUAGAAUUAUUAUGAUUAUUAUUACUACAAUAAUUGUUGUUAUAGAGAGCAGUGCAGGUAUGCACUGCAUUUCAACAUUUUAGAAAAUAAAAGCAUAUUUUUGUUUUGUGUUUUUUUUGCUUGUGAUGUUACGUAUGUCAGUACUGUUGAUUUGCAACCAUAUUUUUGUAAAUAAAGGAAACUGCUUAAAAACUC
Astyanax mexicanus (Mexican tetra) is the source of this 5807-nucleotide messenger RNA. RefSeq names its product phosphoribosyl pyrophosphate synthetase-associated protein 1 (gene prpsap1). Bases 457 to 1566 code for a protein of 369 amino acids. Gene Ontology annotation, biological process: 5-phosphoribose 1-diphosphate biosynthetic process; purine nucleotide biosynthetic process. The record is from RefSeq and is a predicted model, not a curated record. NCBI's taxonomy places the organism in Eukaryota, Metazoa, Chordata, Actinopteri, Characiformes, Acestrorhamphidae. Gene Ontology annotation, molecular function: ribose phosphate diphosphokinase activity; magnesium ion binding. Gene Ontology annotation, cellular component: ribose phosphate diphosphokinase complex; cytoplasm. The transcript has 12 exons.